CUCUCGUCUGCCGCACUCGACAUGUCUUGAGCAACGAAUGUAGCCCACAAUUUAGGGAAUUUUUCGCGGACUAUGGACACAAUUUGUUCCCUGCUAGUUAUAGUUUUGUUUCACACCCAGGUGCAUGCAACUUAUUCCCAAUGUUUACGCGGGUGCAGCUGUGAGGACCACCAUGGAAGGUCGCUCACAUGCAUGGAGGAGAGCGCGUUCGGGGCCAUACCAAAGAACCUUCCAGCUGAUAUGACCAAAAUACGCAUAGAGAAAUCCCACUUUACCGAAAUACCCAGAGGGGCUUUCUCAAACACGCCCUCCCUGGAGAACCUGUGGUUGAACUUCAAUGACAUCACGGUGAUAAACUCCAGAGGCCUGGAGGGCUUGGGCAACUUGACCGAGCUCCGGCUGCAGGGGAACAAGCUGCGUUCAGUACCAUGGACAGCGUUCGAGGACACGCCGGCUCUCAAGAUCCUGGACCUGAAGCGCAACCAGCUGGACGUCCUGCCCGAGCAUGCGUUAAAAUUUUUGCCAGGUCUGACUUACUUAGACUUAUCCUUCAAUCGGCUUACGGUCAUAUCAAGGGAGGUCUUCCAAAAUUGGCCUCUUUACCAAAAGCUGCAGACGACGGAGGAGCGGGAGGCGCGCGCCUUCGGGUCCAACGUGGUGCUGGCGCUCCACGACAACGCCUGGCUCUGCGACUGCCGCCUGAAGGGCUUCGUGGAGUUCACACGGUCCCUGGGCCCCCCGAUUAUACUGAUGAACUCCUACUUGACCUGCUCCGGGCCGGACUUUAAGGCGGGCAAGUUCUUCCACGAGGUCGAGCUGCAGGCGUGCAUGAAGCCCGCGGUGAGCAGCCCGUCCUCCAACAUCAGCCUGCCGCAGGGCGCGAACCUCACGCUGCGCUGCCUGGCCAAGGCCCGGCCAGACCCCGCGGUGUGGUGGACAUAUGGCCUGAAGAUAAUCAGAGGAUUUCGCGAGUCUCAGGAACGAGUGGACGAAGACACCGUCAGAUCCCUCCUGGUGAUCCCUUCCCUCCACGGUGCCGACCGCGGUAUCUACACCUGCACAGCCGUCAACUUCAUUGGGAACUCCUCUGUCAGCAUUCUCCUGGAGGUUCACUCUGCAGACGGCUCCCACUCUUCGAGCUACCCGGGAUUCCCGGCUGCAACCGGUGCCGGUGAUGAAAACGUCUACAUCGACAUCCGCAUCGCCAAACAGACGGUACGUGGUAUCUCCAUCGAGUGGUACGCUGCCUUGGACCGCCCUGCAGAAACCUGGUUCACCAUCCACUUUGGCCGCGCAGAUGAUGACAAAAAAGAGAUGAUCUACAUCGGUCCUGGGAUUCACACGUAUUCUGUCUCUGAUCUGAUGCCCGCCACCAAAUAUGAAAUCUGUGUGACCCUUAAGAAUCAGACGCCACGUGCAGGCCAGUGCAUCCUGUUUGUAACAGGAAGUGACAUCACCGAGAUGGAACAGAGGGAGAAACUGAUUCAUAUAAUAGUGAUCGUUUUAGCCAUGGUGCUGGCGGUGCCUAUUGGUAUGUUUGCCUGCACCACUGACACUAGGUUCACCUGUCUGGAGGGCGUCAUGAAGUUCUGGAAGGACCGGCGGCGAGAAAGAAGCUCCCCGGAGGUGGUGCGGGAGCGGCAGGGCACCUUCGACAGCCUGCAGGCCGCCAGCGACGAGGGCCUGGUCAAUAAGGAUUCCAGCGAAGACAGGAAGGUGAGGAGGAGGUCAGAUGACAGAGGGCUUAAGGGCAAAGCCGACCACAGCAGGCUCACAGCUGAACUAUAUUAAAUUACUGUUUUGUUAAAUUAGCGAGUGAAAACACGACACAGAGCCCGCAAUAGACCGAUGACGCACCUCUGUGUCAAUUAUUUUAAUAAAAGGAAAAAAGAAAAAAAAGAACAAAUCUGUUGCAUUAUGCGGGCUUUGAUACUGAUAUACAGUGGCUAUAAUAUAAAAAUAAAAGAAAUGACAGUGUUGACCGCCUUGGUUUUAAUCUCAUCUCUUCCUCUGUUCUAGGCCGGGGAGUGUGUUGCAAAGAUGUGAAUGGUGACCGUUAUGUCAAGAGUGUAAUUCAAGGAUUUGCACCAGUGUAGAGAAAGUGCCGCAGUGUGUUUCCGUCUGAAAUAGGACACAUUUGUCACAUCAUCACAAUCUGUUUAGAUGUAAAUUAUCGUUAAUUAUACAAAGCCUUUGUUAUCGAUUUGAGCUCAAAAUGAAUUCUUUACUGAUUUAUUUUAAAUCAGUUUUCUAUAAGUCUGAAACAUGUACCGUUUGUACAUACAUUGUAUGAAUAUGUUGAAUCACUGUCAGCUACUUGUAUAUGUUAACAAUCAGUAAAAUCAGCAAAAUGUUUCUUUAAUUGCUACAUUUAAUUUACAUUUUGCUUUCUCUCAUGUAUGUGUGUGUGUAUGUGUGUAUGUGUGCUUGUGUUGUGAGUCAUUUUGUGGAAAAAAACUCAAACAAAAACACAGAACCUUGAAUAAUUGUCAAUUUUAUAGACACCUUAGAUAUAAUUUAAGUUACCAGGCAACACACACAUACAUACAGACACACACACCACCAAAUGUGAAUUAAAUUGAUUUGUUAUCUAAA
Molecule: messenger RNA, 2595 nt
Organism: Scophthalmus maximus (turbot)
Lineage: Eukaryota; Metazoa; Chordata; Actinopteri; Pleuronectiformes; Scophthalmidae
Gene: lrit2
Product: leucine-rich repeat, immunoglobulin-like and transmembrane domains 2
Exons: 3
Coding region: 73-1791 (572 amino acids)
Molecular function (GO): protein binding
Source: RefSeq, a predicted model, not a curated record